UUGCAGAGGAAACUGGCUUUUCAGUUUCCUCAUAUAUUCAUUAAGUCUGUUUUGGGAUCUGGAGCCUGGAGAUUUCAAAGAGAUCUGGGAGGGAUGAAAUCUCCAAUCCAGGGUCCGUGUUUUAAGAACCCCCAGCACACUGAUUUCACAGGUGUGUGCAGGCCUUUUUAUAGAGGCCUAACCAUGGUUCUGGGCUCCACCCCCGGCAAACGGAGUCAGGAGGGCUCCACCCUGGCAGACGGGAGGUCUCUGCCUUGGAGUCAGGAGGGCUCCACCUAGGUGAGGUGGAAGCCAGAAGCAGCAAGGAGCUAGCUGU
Staurois parvus is the source of this 316-nucleotide messenger RNA. The record is from the annotation of a GenBank genome assembly. NCBI's taxonomy places the organism in Eukaryota, Metazoa, Chordata, Amphibia, Anura, Ranidae.